GUAACUCUUAAAAAAAUGCUUAGGACAAAUUUAAAGAUUUAGCGAAUUUUGUAGAAUUAUGAGGUACAUGGACUUGGUCAAUGAUAACGACUUUAUGUGUGAGUGGUUACCUAGCCGUUGGGCUAUAGCUACCGAACACCAUUACGUGGCCUUUUGGUAGAGAGAGGCUUUGGAUUCUUUUUCUUAACGGUAAGCAAAGCAAAAGCAACCCUCCAAUCCAAACAACACACCCAAUGCUUAACGCUACCGAACACAACUCUGAGUGUGACCCUUCGCCUAAGCUUGUUCCCUACUCUUUUCUCUUAUUUCAACACAUUAAAACCAAAACACACUCCAAUCAUUUCAAAAUAAUAACCGAAUAGUACUACCAAAAAUGCCCGUUGCCACGAAGCUCAACGCUUCUCGUGCUACUGAACCGCGAGCUAUUUUGAAACCAGGUGGAAACAGAGUAACGGUCUAUGAAGAACAUAAACGUAAGAAGGAGAACACGAAGAAAACACACGACCCAAGAAAGCAAGUGCCUAACAUUUCUGACUCCGUUGUCCAAAGUAACGUGUCUUUGGACAGCACAUGUUCCUCGGACUCAUUUUCCAGCGAUUCGUCGGUCAAAAAGGUCAACACUGUGAAUGCAAAUGAAAGUGCUAAGAUGAAACGCAACGGGUUUAAGCCGGUGAGGGUUGUGCCUGAUGGCGUCCACGUGUCUCCGCCUCAUAAGGCUUCAGAACCGUCCAAGAGAUGCGAUUGGAUCACGCCAAAUUCUGACCCUCUUUAUACCGCUUUCCAUGACGAAGAAUGGGGUGUUCCAGUUUACAAUGACGAUAGAAAGCUAUUUGAGCUUUUAGUAUUUUCACAGGCAUUAGCAGAACACACUUGGCCUGCAAUUCUUAACCACAGAGACAUAUUCAGGAAGCUUUUUGAAAAUUUUGAUCCAUCCUCAAUUGCACAGUUUACUGAGAAGAAGUUGCUAACACCAAAAAUAAACGGCAACCCUUUGUUAUCAGAACAAAAGCUCCGUGCCAUUGUGGAAAAUGCUAAACAAUUACUUAAGGUUCAACUGGAAUUUGGUUCAUUUAGCAACUACUGCUGGAAAUUUGUUAACCACAAGCCAAUAAGAAAUGAAUUUAGAUAUGGGCGUCAAGUACCUGUCAAGACACCAAAAGCAGAACUGAUUAGCAAGGAUAUGAUGCGCAGAGGUUUCCAAUGUGUUGGACCCAAAGUAGUUUAUUCCUUCAUGCAAGUAACGGGACUCGUUAAUGAUCACCUUUUAACAUGCUUCAGGUGCCAACAAUGCAAUGUGACAAUCAAAAACAAAAUUAACACUGAGGUUUAUGAGAAAAAGGUAUAGUGUAAAAUGUGACGUUGAAAAUGAUAUUCCAAGAAGUGGGGUCAAUUGUCUUAAUGAUUGUUGUAUAAUAUUAAAUAUUAAUGGUAUAUAUGUAUAUGUUUAUUCUUAAUCUGUUUGUAAUUGUAUGCCACCUAACCUAACCAGAAAAUGAUAGGUCUUAUCUUGUUUUUUGAUGGUCCCAUGUGAAGGUGUAUGUUUCUUUUGGGAUACAUGUUGAUAGGUUGUUGUUCUGGUCUGUUUCUCUCUGUUCUGUAAUAAAUUUCCAACGUUAUUAAUGCAUCCUCAUGUACAAUUGAUAAUG
This is a messenger RNA of Cicer arietinum (chickpea), 1646 nucleotides long. RefSeq lists its product as uncharacterized. The record is from RefSeq and is a predicted model, not a curated record. Lineage: Eukaryota; Viridiplantae; Streptophyta; Magnoliopsida; Fabales; Fabaceae. Gene Ontology annotation, molecular function: DNA-3-methyladenine glycosylase activity. Gene Ontology annotation, biological process: base-excision repair.